Molecule: messenger RNA, 2037 nt
Organism: Galeopterus variegatus (Sunda flying lemur)
Lineage: Eukaryota; Metazoa; Chordata; Mammalia; Dermoptera; Cynocephalidae
Gene: ARHGAP40
Product: Rho GTPase activating protein 40
Exons: 15
Coding region: 1-2037 (678 amino acids)
Biological process (GO): regulation of actin filament polymerization; signal transduction; regulation of small GTPase mediated signal transduction
Cellular component (GO): cytoplasm
Molecular function (GO): GTPase activator activity
Source: RefSeq, a predicted model, not a curated record
AUGGCAGAGCCCACGCUUCUCCCCAUCACCCAGAUGGAGAGGCUGGCCCCGGCACCCCUGGCCCCACUGUGUCCCCGGAUCCCGCGGGCCCGCAUUGCCAGGCAGUCAGGGCGCUGUGCCCAGCGCUGGGCUGACCUGGGCUGCAGCUCUGGCCCUUCCUCAAGCCGAAUGAAUCAGCGUCCCCAGAGGAAUCCCCUGCAGCCACAGCCUACUGGCUGCUCCCACUCCCGGCUGUCCUCGGCGGAAAGCUUGUCCAUGGAUGGCUUUUGGAUGGAGGUGGAGCGGAUCCAACAGAGGGAUGAGCUGAAAGAGGAAGACAGCGGCAGGGUUGAAGGCCAGCUCCCAGAGGGGGAAGCCGAAUCCCAGUGGCUGCAGGACACAGGCCUGUCAGGCCUCCUUGGUGGCUCAGGCUUGAACGGUGGUCACCGGGGGCUCUUGUCCACCCUGACACAGACCCAGGUGGCUGCUGUGUGCCGUCGGCUGGACAUCUAUGCCCGCUCAGCCCGAAGACGACACAAGGCACCUAUCAGAGAUGUCAGGGACAUCUUUGGGGUCUUCAAUUCAAGGGAGGUGUCUUCAGAGAAUGUGGACUCAGGAAUGAAAUGUACCCAGCUCAGGUCCGAGGUUUCUAAGUCUCCUCCAACAGCAGAGCCCGGGGGGCCGCAGGAGCAGGCUGGGAGGGAGGAAGCCUUCCACAUGGACUCUGCCUACUCAGAACAAGCGGCCGCGCUCCUGCAGAGGGCCAGGCUGUCCCCGGGAAGCACCUGCGCCUGGGGCAAGGGUUCCCUGCCGAAAUUCAGAAUCCCCAAAGGCAGACUUGGUGUGACGAGGAUUGGAGACCUGUCCUUGCAGGAUAUGAAGAAGAUCCCUUCUCUGGCCCUCAUAGAGCUGACUGCGCUCUGUGACAUCCUUGGCUUGGACCUGAAGAGGAGCAAGGCGGGGAAGUGGAAAGUGACAGAAACUCGCAUUUUCGGAGUGCCCCUCGACAGCAUGCUGGAAACUGACCACAAAGUCUUUCCCAGCACCCAGGUCCCACUGGUCUUUCAAGCUCUGCUGUCCUGUUUGGAAAAGAGAGGGCUGGAUACAGAAGGCAUUCUCAGGGUGCCUGGAUCCCAGGCCAGGGUCAAGGGGCUGGAACAGAAGCUGGAGAGAGACUUCUAUGCCGGCCUGUUUAGCUGGGAUGAUGUUCACCACAAUGAUGCAUCUGAUUUGCUCAAAAGGUUCAUCCGGAAGCUGCCGGCACCUCUGCUCACUGCUGAGUACCUGCCGGCCUUUGCUGUGGUGCCCAACAUCCCUGACCUGAAGCAGCGCCUGCAGGCUCUUCACCUGCUCAUCCUCAUCCUCCCGGAACCCAACAGAAACACCUUGAAGGCACUCCUGGAGUUCCUCAGGAAGGUGGUGGCCAGGGAGCAGCACAACAAGAUGACCCUGUGGAGCGUUUCCACGGUGAUGGCCCCCAAUCUCUUUCUGCAUCAAGGGCGGCCCCCCAAACUGCCCAAGGACAAGGAGAAGCAGCUGGCAGAGGGGGCAGCUGAGGUGGUGCAAAUGAUGGUGCACUACCAGGACCUGCUCUGGACCGUUGCCUCUUUCUUAGUCGCCCAGGUGCGAAAACUGAAUGACAGCAGCAGCCGGCGCCCCCAGCUCUGCGACGCGGGCCUCAAGACUUGGCUGCGGAGGAUACACACAGACAGGGACAAAGCGGGGGAUGGCCCCGAGGCAACCCCCCAAAUAGCAAAGAUCCAGGUUCCUUGGCCUAUCAAGGACCCCCUGAAGGUGUCUCUGACCCCCAGUACCAAAGUGGCCCAUGUCCUGAGGCAGUUCACAGAGCACCUCAGCCCUGGCUCAAAGGGUCAAGAAGGCAGUGAGGACACAGACGACCUCCUCCCACACAACAGGUCCAUGGAGUCAGCCAGCAUCUUCUUCUAUGAAGUCGGAGGGAAUAUCAAUGAGCACCGCCUGGAUCCAGAUGCCUACCUCUUAGAUCUGUACCGCGCCAACCCCCAUGGCGAGUGGGUCAUUAAACAGAGCCCCACCUAA